AUGUCGUUAAAUCGGUUUCUCUUCACUUCCUUCUCGUUCUUUCUCUUCUUCAUCGUCCAUUUCGCAUCGUCUGCAACUUUGCCAACACAAGAAGGGGAGGCUUUUAAAGUUGUACUAACCACAUUGAAAAAGACGAAUAUUGAUUUAAAUGUGGAUCCAUGCGAAGUCUCAUCUACUGGAAAUGAAUGGUCAACCAUCAGCAGAAAUUUGAAGAGAGAAAAUCUUCAAGGGUCUCUUCCAAAAGAGUUAGUGGGACUUCCUUUACUGCAAGAGAUUGAUCUCUCAAGAAACUAUCUCAAUGGUUCCAUCCCUCCUGAAUGGGGAGUCUUGCCACUUGUCAACAUUUGGCUUCUCGGAAACCGAUUAACAGGUCCAAUCCCUAAGGAGUUUGGAAACAUUACAACUCUUACUAGCCUUGUCUUGGAAGCCAAUCAACUUUCAGGAGAAUUACCUCUUGAGCUAGGGAAUCUACCAAACAUUCAACAAAUGAUUCUUAGCUCGAAUAACUUUAAUGGUGAAAUUCCAUCUACAUUUGCAAAACUAACCACCUUGAGAGAUUUUCGUGUAAGUGACAACCAGUUGUCAGGAACAAUUCCAGAUUUCAUCCAAAAAUGGACUAAGCUUGAGCGACUGUUUAUUCAAGCAAGUGGUUUAGUUGGACCAAUUCCCAUUGCCAUUGCUUCUCUCGUAGAGUUAAAAGACUUGAGAAUCAGCGAUUUGAAUGGACCCGAAUCUCCAUUUCCACAGUUAAGGAACAUAAAAAAGAUGGAGACAUUAAUUCUUAGGAACUGCAAUCUCACAGGAGACUUACCUGAUUAUCUUGGAAAGAUUACCUCCUUCAAAUUCUUAGAUCUUAGCUUCAAUAAAUUAAGUGGAGCCAUCCCUAACACUUAUAUUAAUCUUAGAGACGGAGGUUACAUAUAUUUUACAGGAAACAUGUUAAACGGGUCGGUUCCAGAUUGGAUGGUAAAUAAAGGAUAUAAAAUUGAUCUUAGUUACAACAAUUUCUCAGUAGAUCCAACCAAUGCAGUAUGCAAGUACAAUAAUGUACUUUCAUGCAUGAGAAACUACCAAUGUCCUAAAACUUUCAAUGCUCUUCAUAUAAACUGUGGUGGGGAUGAAAUGUCUAUCAAUGGGACAAUAUAUGAAUCUGAUAAGUACGAUAGACUGGAGAGUUGGUACGAAAGUCGAAAUGGAUGGUUCUCAAACAACGUAGGAGUCUUCGUAGACGAUAAACAUGUUCCCGAGAGAGUAACCAUCGAGUCUAACUCAUCCGAGCUCAAUGUGGUUGAUUUUGGUCUGUAUACGCAAGCUCGCAUAUCAGCUAUCUCACUCACUUACUAUGCAUUGUGUUUAGAAAAUGGAAAUUACAACGUUAAUCUCCAUUUCGCCGAGAUUAUGUUCAAUGGUAACAACAAUUAUCAAAGCUUGGGUAGACGGUUUUUCGACAUAUACAUUCAGAGGAAGCUCGAGGUUAAAGAUUUCAAUAUCGCCAAGGAGGCAAAAGAUGUUGGAAACGUUGUUAUUAAGACAUUUCCGGUCGAGAUAAAAGAUGGAAAGUUGGAGAUACGAUUGUAUUGGGCCGGGAGAGGAACUACAGUCAUUCCCAAAGAACGUGUUUAUGGUCCUCUCAUAUCAGCUAUAUCAGUGGAUUCAAGUGUUAAUCCAUCUCCUAGAAAUGGUAUGAGUACUGGUACUCUCCAUACAUUGGUAGUGAUCUUAUCCAUUUUCAUUGUGUUUCUCGUAUUUGGAACUCUAUGGAAAAAAGGUUACUUGAGAUCGAAAAGCCAAAUGGAAAAAGAUUUCAAAAGUUUGGAACUCAUGAUUGCUUCUUUCUCGUUGAGGCAAAUCAAAAUCGCUACAAACAACUUUGAUUCUGCAAAUAGGAUUGGAGAAGGCGGCUUUGGUCCUGUAUACAAGGGAAAGUUAUUUGAUGGAACAAUAAUCGCAGUGAAACAACUUUCGACAGGAUCAAAACAAGGGAACCGCGAGUUCUUGAACGAGAUUGGCAUGAUUUCAGCUCUGCACCACCCUAAUCUGGUUAAACUAUAUGGAUGUUGCGUUGAAGGAGGCCAACUUUUAUUAGUCUAUGAGUUUGUAGAAAACAACAGUCUCGCUCGAGCAUUGUUUGGUCCUCAAGAAACUCAGUUGAGAUUGGACUGGCCUACAAGACGGAAGAUCUGUAUCGGAGUGGCGAGAGGGCUAGCAUAUCUACACGAAGAAUCGAGGCUAAAGAUUGUACACAGAGACAUCAAAGCCACUAAUGUGUUGCUAGACAAACAACUGAAUCCGAAAAUAUCAGACUUUGGUCUUGCCAAGCUUGAUGAAGAGGACAGCACUCACAUUAGCACUCGAAUCGCUGGAACAUUUGGUUACAUGGCUCCGGAGUACGCCAUGAGAGGCCAUUUGACAGAUAAAGCUGACGUUUACAGCUUUGGUAUAGUAGCUCUAGAGAUUGUUCAUGGAAGAAGCAAUAAAAUAGAACGAUCCAAAAACAAUACCUUCUAUCUUAUUGACUGGGUGGAGGUUUUGAGAGAGAAGAAUAAUCUGUUGGAACUGGUGGAUCCAAGACUAGGAUCAGAAUAUAACAGAGAAGAAGCAAUGACCAUGAUCCAAAUUGCGAUAAUGUGUACAAGCUCAGAACCUUGUGAGAGACCGUCAAUGUCAGAAGUGGUGAAGAUGUUAGAAGGUAAGAAGAUGGUGGAGGUGGAGAAACUUGAAGAAGCUUCAGUCCAUAGAGAAACAAAGAGACUUGAAAACAUGAACACGAUGAAGAAGUACUACGAAAUGAUAGGGCAAGAGAUAAGUACAAGCAUGAGCAUGAUCAUGAGUGAUCGUAGUGAAUCAUCAGCAGAUCAUUAG
This is a messenger RNA of Arabidopsis thaliana (thale cress), 2862 nucleotides long. RefSeq names its product Leucine-rich repeat transmembrane protein kinase. NCBI's taxonomy places the organism in Eukaryota, Viridiplantae, Streptophyta, Magnoliopsida, Brassicales, Brassicaceae. The transcript has 23 exons. Bases 1 to 2862 code for a protein of 953 amino acids. Gene Ontology annotation, molecular function: protein kinase activity; protein serine/threonine kinase activity; ATP binding. The record is from RefSeq and is marked reviewed. Gene Ontology annotation, cellular component: membrane.